AUGAGCUCAGGGGACGUCGUUUGCACUGGAUGGCUCAUUAAAUCACCCCCCGAGAAGAAACUCAAGAGAUACGCAUGGCGGAAGCGCUGGUUUGUGCUGCGCAGAGGCCGCAUGAGCGGGAACCCAGAUGUGCUGGAAUACUACAGGAACAACCACUCCAAAAAGCCCAUUCGGAUCAUCGACCUCAAUGAGUGCGAAGUUCUGAAGCACUCAGGGCCCAACUUCAUCAAGAAAGAAUUUCAGAACAACUUUGUCUUUAUUGUGAGAACCACCUACCGCACCUUCUACCUGGUAGCCAAAACUGAAGAGGAGAUGCAGAUCUGGGUGCACAACAUCAGCCAGAUCUGUAACUUUGGACAUCUAGAAGAUGGCACAGCCAGUUCAGUGGAGAGCCUGUCUCACACCACCUCGUCCCCGCAGCCAUCGCCGGCUGCCUCCACCCACGCCUCCCGCAUCGCCGACCCCUCCUUCUCGGUUGACCAGGCUGCUGCUGACGCGUCUGCUGCGGAGGAGACCCCCAGUGAGUCGGAGUCUGUCUUCCUCCCCGACUACCUCUUCCUCUCCAACUGCGAGUCAGGCAAACUCAGCCACAACAGCCUGCCUACCAGGUGUCACAGCUGGUCAAAUUCGGACAGAUCCCUGGAGCAAACCUCAUCAGAUGAUGUCUUUGUUGACUCCUUGCAGUCUCAGCCCUCCUUGUACCUUGUACAGCCAUCCAGCGCUGGCUCUGUGCACCAGGAUGGGGCCCCACUGGCAAACCCUGGCACUGUGUCCAGGAGCAUAGACAUUAGUAGUCCACCCAGUGACUUCUCCUCCUCUUCUCCGCUACUGGGGACACCCCUGACACCAACGCUUCAGAUUGACAAGAGCCAAAAUGCACUGCCCUAUGGUGUAACCACGCUGGAUAUCUUGUCCAACACGCCCCCACCACGGCCACCCAAGCCAACCCACUUCUCAGAUAGGAGAGGGGAUGAGUUGGGCAGCGGGGCCCUCCAGAAUGGGCAUGCAGGGAUCUGCCGGACUCAGGUUGCUCUGGUGCCCAGAAGAAUCUCCUUGUCCAGCUUAGACAACGUGAGGAACUGGAAAGCAGACAUGGAAGGCAGUUCCUUAAGAAGUCGGGAUAAGAGGCUUAGCUUGAAUUUGCCCUGUCGCUUCUCCCCGCUCUACUCGGCUGCUGCAGACAGCACAGAGGACAGCUACGUGCCCAUGCGCCCCAGCACCUCCCCCUCCGUGCCCGGCCCCGACUGUUCACCCGACGGCUACAUCCCCAUGAGCCCCGGCUCACUCACCAGCCCUUUACCUGAGCUUCCCUCCGACCUGGAGCCCCCUCCAGUCAACCGAGACCUCAAGCCUCGUAGGAAAUCACGGCCACCUCCUCUGGACUUGAGGAACCUCUCCACAAUUCGGGAGCAUGCUGCUGUGACCAGGAUGUGGACUGUGCCUUACAAUCGAAUGAGCUUUAUCUCACCAGAAAGAGACGGUAUUAAUUCAGCAAGAAUAUUUGCCAAUUCAGUUUCCGGAGAAGAGGAAGAAAGUUACAUUCAUAUGGAGGAACACAGACAGGCAACAUCUCCAUACAGUGGUGCUUUUCCAUGGACAAGGAAAUCUAACCUUGAUUACUUAGCUUUGGAUUUUAAUUCUGCUUCCCCAUCCCCUGUGCAGAAGAAACCUUUUCUCUCUGAGGAGCAGAGAGUAGACUAUGUCCAGGUAGAUGAGCAGAAGACUCAAGCUUUACAGAACACUAAGCAAGAAUGGACAGAUGAGAGGCAAUCAAAAGUCUAA
Molecule: messenger RNA, 1782 nt
Organism: Chaetura pelagica (chimney swift)
Lineage: Eukaryota; Metazoa; Chordata; Aves; Apodiformes; Apodidae
Gene: GAB3
Product: GRB2-associated binding protein 3
Exons: 14
Coding region: 1-1782 (593 amino acids)
Source: RefSeq, a predicted model, not a curated record